GGAAAUUGCUGCAACUCAUGCAGGAACGUGAUGAAGACAACAAACGACUACAGAACCAAAUCAGCAGACCUACAAAUCAGUUGGAUAACAAGGAGAAACGGCUCCAACAACAGGGAGGAGAAAUUGACGUUUUGAGGCACGAGGUGCAAGAGAAGCACACGACUAAUGAACGUCUGGCAAGAGACUUGCAACGACGUGAAAGGGCAAUGCAGGAGCUGGAGAGACUUCAACAUCAAUAUGACAGCGUUAUACAGAUCCAUGAUGACAGUUUACACAUGACUGGAUUAAAGUUGGGAACAGGAGCUUAUGGAGAACAAGCAGCUCUCUUGUCUGAAAGUGAGGAUGUAAAGAAGAGAGAUGACAGACAAAGUUGUGAAGUCACACAGCAGAUUGAGAAAGAAGCAGCACAAAAAGAAGAAGCAAACUACAGAAAUGAUGCUGCCAACGUCAUACAACUGCACUCCAAGUCUGAAGAUGACUCACAACCUUCUUCGUUCAAUCUUCGUGAAUUCAAAAUGGAGUUGGAUGAAGUCAAAUCUAUUACAUUAGAUCUGGGAAAUGGCAAGUAUGUUAAGCUGUUUCAGACAUUCUCUAUCAAACAAAUAAUUGGAGCACAAGGCGACAUACUGAGUUGUCCGAGAGGUGAUCAGAUGAUUCUUAUUCCAUCAGGAGCUCUCCAGUCAGAUACAGAAAUCGAAGUUACAUUUUAUCGAGUUGUUGAGUCUGUUGGCCUGGACAGUUCGGAAUUUGUGACAAACCUGAUGGAGAUCACUCCACAUCAACUCAAUUUUAAGAAGUCAGUUGAGAUUUUGAUGCGUCAUCAUCUGUUUAUUGAAGGCGACAGCACUAAAGUUACAGUCUUGUUUCACAGUGCCAAGCCAACAGACAGUAGCUUUACAUCUCUCUGUCAGCUGUCGUCAGUUAACGACACUGCUUUGGCCAAUUUCAUGACAAUGUCUCUUUGGGAAGAUUUCGUUUACAUCGAAACUUCUCAUAUCUGUAGGUUUGGCUUGCAUUGUAAAGACAAGUCUCUUAUUGAAGUUUGGGCAUCAUUUCAUACACCCAAGAUUCCACACCCUGAACAGCAUAGUGUUACUCUGUGUCUUUCAGCUAGUCGACCCGACCCCAGUGAUGAGAAAUUUAUUCAUAUGGCUGGUGGUGAAUUAGAGUGCAGGUAUUCUACAUUGCUGCCAUUGGUUUGUGAAGAACAGGAAGAUUUACACGUGACUGUUCGGAUUCCUUCAGAUAUGGAAGGGUGGAAAGCUAGGGAAGAUUUAGAUCUAAGUCAAACAAUUUCUUACAAAAGCAUUCGAAACUUGGUUGUGCUGGGCAUGCAAUAUAUUAGUACAGACUUCGGUUUCAUAAAAGAGAAAACAUCAAAAGUUGAUGUGAUGGAUUUUGCUCCCAUUUUUAUGUUAAAUAACAUUCGAUGCAUUCUGCUUCCAUCAGCUUUUCAAACAUCUGAUUCGGGUGCAAUUUCAAGUGGCAAUCAGCAAACAAAUGUUCCCGACACAUCCAGGACCCUAACAACUGAUUUCACAUUGACAGAUGCUAGCAAUUCACUACCAUUACAAGUUCUUUCAAAAAGCUGCUAUACCAUGGGUGAAUCAACGUCAGCUGAAUAUCAUCAGAGGCAAAAUGGCAUUGCAUUUACUGAGCCAACUGUUGUUGCUGAUGGUACUUUCACUAGUUUGUCAGACAGUCGACAUGCUAAAGCUUUGGAUAGAAUUUCUCCUGGAUCCAAGUCACUAGACACAAGCACUACUUCACUCAAACAAGAUGUCUCUCUAUCUCUGCCGGUUUCAGCUGGCCUUGGAUGGAAUUGUGAAUAUAUUGGCUUGAAUCGACCUGUUACAGACAGUGACAUUGACUUUCUGUCUGGAUAUGACCAAGUUGCCAAGAAGUCACUUCAAAUAGGAUGGCUGUUGCUACAAGAUGAUGGAUACUCAAUGAAAGACAUCAAUGUAGUCAUGAAGGAUGUUCUAGAUCAACCAGAUUGUGUGAAAGUCACUUAUAUUAUUGAAGAAUGGAGGCGAAGGAGGAAUGAAGCAACUGCUAGAACAUUGGUUGAUGUCUGCUGUCAUCAAUCAGUAGGUGGUGACAGGUCAUAUAUUGAACAUUCGCUCAUGUUUUCUAGUCACUCUCACAGUGCUUCUCAUGAUGAGCAUUACGUUCACUCUGCAGUCGAAGCGAGUGCACCAGCAGCAUUGGAUUCAGAGUUUUGUGCAGCAACUGGAAAUGACAGCUGCAGGUUACAGUUGCCUCUACUUGCUGACAGACUGAAGAAUGCUGCUCAACAGGGUCAUCUUGGGGGCUUCAUAAGACCCUGGUGUGACAUUCCUGUUCGUAUUGUUUUAGAAGUUUCUCAUUUGUCUGCAUGGAGACCAUCAGCUUUAGGUGUUCACUUGGGUGUCUCUGCACAUGAUUUGUCAACUGUACCCGACACCAACAUUCCAAGUGAAAGAGUCUAUAAUAUGAUAGACUUCUGGAUUGAGAGAGAUGGGAAAGAAGCUACGCUCACUAAAUUGUUGGAGGCAGUGAAGGGGAUUGGUAAACUGGGAGAACUGGAAGGGAGAGUGACAGCUGAUUUGCCAUGAAUUACAAGUCACAUGACAUAUUCUUACAAUUAUUUUAGCAUUUUAGAAUUAUUACAAUUUUUACAAUUGUA
This is a messenger RNA of Corticium candelabrum, 2668 nucleotides long. RefSeq lists its product as uncharacterized. Lineage: Eukaryota; Metazoa; Porifera; Homoscleromorpha; Homosclerophorida; Plakinidae. Gene Ontology annotation, biological process: signal transduction. Gene Ontology annotation, molecular function: protein binding. The transcript is spliced from 8 exons. The record is from RefSeq and is a predicted model, not a curated record. Bases 18 to 2597 code for a protein of 859 amino acids.